Ceratosolen solmsi marchali is the source of this 736-nucleotide messenger RNA. RefSeq names its product Coiled-coil domain containing 53 (gene CCDC53). Lineage: Eukaryota; Metazoa; Arthropoda; Insecta; Hymenoptera; Agaonidae. The transcript has 4 exons. Gene Ontology annotation, biological process: exocytosis; actin filament polymerization. Bases 129 to 695 code for a protein of 188 amino acids. Gene Ontology annotation, cellular component: WASH complex. The record is from RefSeq and is a predicted model, not a curated record.
UUUUGAAAUACGUCUGACUGUAGUUAUCAUCUUGAAUAAUUUUUUUGUAGUACCAGCAAUGACAUUUUGUCACCAGUUAAGUCGAAUAUGUGACAAUACAAGAAAACUGAAAAUUAAAUAUCUGCAAUAUGAGCGGCUAUAACAUUCCUAUAAUUGAACCUACCAUUGAUUAUACAAAGGUUCCACCUAUAAAUCAAAAAAGAACAAUAGCAUUUAUUAAUCAUUUUAUUGCUCAUACGGUAAUAUUUUUAAAUAAAUUUUCACUGUCUUGCGAGGAGAGAUUUUUUGAAUUUGAAGACAAAUUGCAAAAGAUUGAAGCUGCGUUAGAAAUUUUAGAACAAAGGUUUUCAUCUAUUCCUCAUGUUGACACAAAAUUAGAAACCGAAGAUAACGUAAUUGAAAAUGAAAGCAAAAGCGAACAAGUUAAACAAGCUGAAGCUGCUGUUCCUGAAAUCGUUGAAUCCGAUAAGGUAAUUCGGAUCGAACAGACAGUUGAGAAAAGUGAGACACAGCCGGUAAGUUCAGAUCCGCAGUAUGAGAAAUAUUUUAAAAUGAUUCACUUCGGUGUACCAAAGCAAGCUGUUAAAUUAAGUAUGGAACAAGAAGGAUUGGAUUCACGUAUAUUAGAUAAUCCAAAUCAAUUAGUACCAAAAACAAAACCUGAUAUAAAUCCAGAUGUAAAUGCGAAUGGUUGAAGCAAAUGUAAGUUACACAUACACUUUCUCGUUGUACAGAU